This is a messenger RNA of Penicillium macrosclerotiorum, 1110 nucleotides long. RefSeq lists its product as uncharacterized. Lineage: Eukaryota; Fungi; Ascomycota; Eurotiomycetes; Eurotiales; Aspergillaceae. Bases 1 to 1110 code for a protein of 369 amino acids. The record is from RefSeq and is a predicted model, not a curated record. The transcript is spliced from 2 exons.
AUGUUGGCCUCAUCCCUACUACUCAUCGCCUCUCUCGGGGCAGGCCUAGUCCAGUCCAAGCCUACAUUAGACGAGCUAUAUCUGGAAAAUGCCCCGUCGGCGCCCCGGCCUUAUGUCAUCCCUCACUAUGCGAACUCGCAUGCAGUGACUAUUGACAGCCAGCUCUAUCGUUUCGCCGUCACCGGCCCCUCGUCCGGAUAUGCCUUCACUCUGAUGAGCACAAACGCGCCCUCUAGUGGAUCGCUGGGUGUGUUGCCCCAUACCCAUCGGACGCACUAUGAGAAUUUCUUCUCCUUCAAGGGCCGCUUUCAACUCUGGGCGCAGAAGGGCGAUGGCGAACAGCAGGCGCGCCUCCUCACCCAGGGCGACUAUGGAUCGGUGACCAGAAACACGACUCACACAUUCCAGAUCUUGGAUCCUGACACCGAGAUGGUGGGAGUAAUCGUUCCUGGAGGUUUCGAGGAUCUUUUCUACGCUCUGGGCACCAAUUUUACCUCGGGCACGAACACGCCCUAUGUUCCUAAGGAUUAUAAUGAUUCUUCUUCGUCAGGUCCUAACUCCGCCACCAUUUCCGCCUUGAAACAAUACGAUGUUUACGCGCAGCUAGACUUUACGCCACGUCGGGAUCUCGUCAACGGUACAGCUCCUGUUGGCAACACCGAAUGGCACACGGGCGACAAUGCGCUGGGAACUCCUGGAAAGCCGUACUUCAUUGCCAAUGGCUAUGGGCCGAAGUAUCUGAACUCUCAGCACGGAUACCAAAUCGUCCAGCCAUUGGUCACCCCCAAGCAGGCCCAGGAUACUAACUAUACCCUCUCGACCAUCACUCUCAGCCGGCAGACGAAGAACAGCCCUCCUUCGUGGACCCUGGCGGGUGCGGCGGCCUUUGAGGUGGUGGAGGGAUUAUUAUCCAUCCAAAUUGGCGAUUACCCUGAGGCACAAUUGACCACGGGUGAUGUCGCUUUUAUUCCAGCCGGCGUGUCCUUCACUUACUACAGCACCGUCGCAUUCACCAAAGUUCUCUACGUUAGCAGCGGGAGCAACGGGGUGGAUCGGCAAUUGAUCGAGGCAGGAAAGACCUGGGAUUUUGUCACUUUCCCGACAUACUAG